This is a messenger RNA of Leptosia nina, 648 nucleotides long. NCBI's taxonomy places the organism in Eukaryota, Metazoa, Arthropoda, Insecta, Lepidoptera, Pieridae. The record is from the annotation of a GenBank genome assembly.
AUGAAGGUAAAAAAAGCUUUAGAGCUAUUAAGUUCUAAAUAUGGUAAGAAUAGGGCAGUUUUAUUUAAAUGUGACGUGACCAAAGACAUAAACGUGAUUUGGAAGAAAAUGAUCGACUCUUAUAACAAAAUAGAUAUACUUGUAAAUAAUGCUGGAGUGAUAAGUGAAACUGUUCCAGAGACGGCGAUAAAUAUAAAUUUGACAGCUCUCAUACAACUAUCUUUUAAAUUCUGGGAAGCCAAUAGAAAAGACAAAUCAGGAAACGGUGGUACAAUAUUAAACAUAGCAUCGCUGUGUGGCGUCAUGAUUGAGCAAUAUCUACCUGUUUACCAUGCGACAAAAUUUGGAGUUGUUGCUUUUACUAGAUCGUUGGGACAUUCUUUUAAUUACGAAAGAUCCGGGGUAAGAGUUAUAGCAAUUUGCCCAGGAUUCACGCGUACACAACUUGUAGCUAAUAUGCCAAAUGCAACAUGGGACGAGACAAUAUUUGAAGCAUUUUUGACGAGAACAAAAGAACAUUCUUGGCAAAAUGUGGAUGCGGUUGGGAAAGCAACAAUUGAGGUGUUUGAAAAAGCAAAGAGUGGCACUGCUUGGUUAAUAGAAGGAGGAAAGCCUAUUAAAGAAGUGACAUAUUCUGAUUCUUAUUAA